UUGAAGCGUCUCAACACGGCCGCUUUUAAAUCUCUCGCUCGCUCGCUCUCUCUCACCCCCUGCUCCCUCCCUCCCCUUCCUCCUCUUGCUACCUGAUUCAGAUCCGCUCCGACGCUAUGCGUAUGACCGCUCUCUCUGCAAGGCGAGCACCACCGGAGAGACCCGCACGCCGCCGCUGCUUCUCCUCCUCCUCCACCACCACCUCCUCCUCCUGCUGCUCCUCCUGCCGCUGCUGACCGCCGGCCGCCCGCGCAGCAGCACCCCGACGCCGGCUGGCGAGCCACCCAGACAGGGUAACCGGAGCGGGGCAGAAACAGCGCACCUGAUCAAGCUCCGCUGGAGGAGAAAUCAAGCAGCGAAGAGUUGGCCCUGGAUAGAGUUCGGCAGGAGCGUGGCGUCCCAGAUCCUGCUGCUGCCGCUGCUGUCCCGUUCCUCAUCAUCUCUCUUCUCAGCCCGGCUUUCACCUGCCAAACUCCACCCUUCUUCCCUUCCUCCUCUCCUCUCUCAUCCCCCCACCCCUCCACAUCUUCUGCAACUUUUCACCCAUCUCUCUCACCCCUUUCACACCCGUGUCUCUGUUUCUUCUUUGUUAUCCUCGCCCUCCUACUCCUUCUCCUCUCCUUUCUCUGUAAAUUCGUGAUGGCGUCCAAACUGAACCCCAACGUCCUGUACGUGGCGGGGGCUGGAGAGUCGCUGGGAUCACCGCAAGACUCUGAAAGGACUCAUAUUCCCGGUGAAGCAGGUGAAGAGUCAUCAGACAGCGAUGGAGAACAAGAAGAGACGUCACACAAGCUGAUCCGCAAAGUUUCGACCUCGGGACAGAUAAGGGCCAAGAUAUUUCAUGCUGAUUUGAACACCUUAGACGCCACUAUGCAUCACCAUCCAAAAAGUGUGAAGGAGGGAAUCCUGUUAAAGCAAACAAGCUCCUUCCAGAGGUGGAAGAGGAGGUACUUCAAACUCAGAGGGAGGACCCUCUACUAUGCCAAAGACUGCAAGUCCCUAAUUUUUGAUGAAGUGGACCUAUCAGAUGCCAGUGUGGCUGAGACCAGCACCAAGAACAUCAACAACAGUUUCACAGUGAUCACUCCAUUUCGCAAACUAAUGUUAUGCGCUGAAAGCAGGAAGGAAAUGGAGGACUGGAUCACGGCGCUGAAAUCCGUCCAAAAGUGGGAAACCUACGAGGCCAGUCAGUUUAAUAUGGAGCAUUUCUCCGGGAUGCACAACUGGUACGCCUGCUCGCACGCCAGACCGACCUUCUGCAACGUUUGCAGAGAGGCGCUGCCAGGUGUCACCUCCCACGGCCUGUCCUGUGAAGUUUGUAAGUUCAAGGCUCACAAGAGAUGUGCUGUUCGCUCCACCAACAACUGCAAGUGGACCACGCUAGCCUCCAUAGGAAAUGACAUCAUUGAGGAUGAGGAUGGGGUGUCCAUGCCCCACCAGUGGCUGGAAGGCAAUCUGCCCGUCAGCGCCAAAUGUGUGGUGUGUGAUAAGAACUGUGGCAGCGUGAGGCGACUGCAGGACUGGCGCUGCCUCUGGUGCAAGGCUAUCGUCCAUAACAGCUGUAAGGAACAAAUGGGGAAGGUGUGUCCCUUGGGCCAAUGUCGAGUGUCCAUCAUCCCUCCAACUGCACUUAACAGCAUCGACUCAGACGGCUUCUGGAAGGCCACCUCGGCGUCCUGCUCCAGCCCUCUUUUGGUCUUGGUCAACUCCAAAAGCGGGGACAACCAGGGGGUCAAGUUCCUCCGCAAGUUCAAGCAGCUUCUGAACCCAGCGCAGGUCUUUGACUUGAUGAAUGGAGGGCCAGAGCUCGGCCUGCGCCUCUUCCAGAAGUUUGUGACAUUUCGUAUUCUUGUGUGCGGAGGAGAUGGCAGCGUGGGCUGGGUGCUCUCAGAGCUGGAUAAACUCAACCUCCAUAAACAGUGUCAGCUGGGCGUGCUGCCUCUGGGCACAGGUAACGACCUGGCUCGCGUUCUGGGCUGGGGCGGCCUCUGCGACGAUGACGCUCAGCUCCUACAGAUCCUGGAGAAGCUGGAGAGAGCCACCACCAAAAUGCUGGAUCGAUGGAGCGUGAUGACAUACGAGGUGCCCACCACCAAUAAACAGACGCCGAUAGUGAAGGAAGAGGACUGCCUCGAUUCUCCUCUACAGGUUCACAUCACUCAGUAUGCAGACUCCGUGGCCUCCCACCUCGCCAAGAUCCUGGACUCGGACAAACACAGUGAUGUCAUUUCCUCUGCCAAAUUUCUGUGUGGGACGGUGAAUGAUUUUGUGGCGGAGGUGGGGAAGGCGUACGAGAGAGCCACGGAGAACAAGGAGGAGGCAGAUGCCAUGGCAAAGAAGUGUGCGCUGCUCAACGAGAAGCUCGAUUCCCUCGUCAAGGCCUUAAGUGAGGAAGCUGAAGCCCAGGUGGUGCCGGCGGGUACGGUGCCGAGCCAGGAGAGCGGUGGCUCGAGCCACGAUGAAAGUGGCAGUGAGCCGGGAUCGGAGGACAAAACGUACCGGUCCAAAGAGCAGCUGAUGCUCAGGGCGAACAGUCUGAAGAAGGCGCUCAGGCAGAUCAUCGAGCAGGCCGAGAAAGUUCACCGGUUGUCUAUCAUCAUGUCAGUGGUUGACGAGCAGAACCGGCACACACAGGUCCAAAGGAUGUCGUCUUCAUCCUCCAUCAAAAGAGAAAACAGCGAGGAGCUGAAGGACGCCGAGCCACGUCAAGGAAGUUUGAGUCCCACCUCUCCCAUCGUCCUGGAGAAGCCAGAGAGCCUCAACACUGUCACCUUCAGCGAGGACUCUGUACAGUGCUCAGAGAAGUGUGUGAUGAACAACUACUUCGGCAUCGGCCUGGAUGCCAAAAUCUCCCUCGAGUUCAACAACAAAAGAGACGAGCACCCGAAAAAAUGCAGUAGUCGCACCAAGAACAUGAUGUGGUACGGAGUCCUGGGGACCAAAGAGCUGGUCCAGAAGACGUACAAGAACCUAGAGCAGAGAGUUCAGCUGGAGUGUGACGGGGUUCCCAUGUCUCUGCCGAGUCUGCAGGGCUUGGCUGUCCUCAACAUCCCCAGCUAUGCAGGCGGUAUCAACUUCUGGGGAGGCACCAAAGAGGACAAUAACUUUGGAGCUCCGUCUUUUGAUGAUAAGAAGCUGGAGGUGGUGGCGGUGUUCGGCAGCAUGCAGAUGGCCGUGUCCAGAGUCAUAAACCUGCAGCACCAUCGCAUUGCACAGUGCCGCCAGGUGAAGAUCACCAUCCUGGGGGAGGAGGGGGUUCCUGUGCAGGUGGACGGAGAGGCCUGGAUACAGCCGCCCGGCAUCGUCAAGAUCAUCCACAAGAACCGCGCUCAGAUGCUCACGAGAGACCGGGCGUUUGAGAGCACGCUGAAGUCGUGGGAGGACAAGAGGAAGAUCGACAGCUACCGCGCCAGCAGGCCCCGCCUUAACUCCCAGCAGUCCAUGGAGUACCUGACCGAGGAGGAGUGCGCCCAGGUUCAGCAGCUAGGCAUCGUGGCCGACACGCUGAUCAACAAAAUCCGCGAGGCGGCCAAGACACACAAGCUGGUGGAGCAGGAGUUGGCUCACGCAGUCAACGCCACUGCCCUGGUGCUCACAGAGGCCAAACUGUCCAGCCCCGAGUGUCUGAGUCGCAGCACUGCAGUGGAAAUUGUUAACAGCAGUAAAGUCCUCCAGGCUGAGACCAGGAUGCUGCUCGAUGGAAAACUACUGUCGGAGUCUCCAGAGCGAGAGGAGCUUCGCUUGACUUUGAACAGCCUCAGCGCCGAGCUUCACAAGCUGGAUGACAUCCACUGGAUCUGCCCGCUCAUGCAGUGCACCGAGGAGGACUCAGUGAGGAGCAGCACUAAGAGCAGCAGCAGUAUGAAGCUUAAGAUCAUACCUAAGGGGAAGAAGGAGAGAGAGAAGCUCCACAAGCAGAAGUCCAACAGUUCUCUCUCAGGAACCUGGGAUAUCAAAGGUGGGACCACUGAGGCAGAUUCUUCAGGCAACUGAAGUCCUGUUAGAGGUGCUUUAUUACCGACCCCGUUACCCUGAAAACCAGGUGUGAGGAGCGCCCCUCCUACCCUUACCUCUAAUCUAAUGCCCAUUGGCUUGAGAGAGGUGUUUCCUCCCACUAUAGGAUUUAUUUUAUUUUACGUGGGUUGAGGGGGGGAUUUUAUUUUUCCUCCCCGUUUCUGUUGAAUUUUUUUCCAAAGGGCCCUGGCUUUGCAUCGCAUUGCUUCACCACUGGCGCUCUGCUUCUGGUUUGGUAGAUGUGGCCAGCAGCGAAUUAAACUGAAAUCAAGGCAGGCGUGGAGCAACAACGUCCUUCCUGGCUUAUGGUUUUUUUUGUUUUUUGUUUUUUUUCGUGACCAAGAAAUGUGUUUACGUGGUGCUCUCCUUGCAUGUUGAGUUCAGCCAUAUUAUUUUAUAUGUACAAUCAUAAGUUGUUACAAUCUUUUAACUUUAAUUGUUUUAUUUCGAAACUUCUUGAAUCGCCUUUAGACGUUGAUUAAGACUGAGUAUUUAUUCCGUGAUGCUACUGCUAUGAGAACUCCGACGCAACAAAUCAACAAAAUGAACAAACUGAAACAUCUCGACCUUACUGUCUACUGAACUGGAGAUUCUCUUAUAUGUUGCAAAAAAUAUAUAUAUACUGAGGAAUGUACUUGUGUGGACUUGUACUAACCUGUGAAUAAUGAUGAUGUUAAAUGAUAAAUCGUAUAUGAUUUUACAGAGGUUCUAUUGUUGUGGUUUUAAAGUGGUUCUUAAUAGGCUGUUGUGUGGCUUGUGUGGUCCGAGGCUAUGCAGCCACGCUGCAAAAAGAAAAAAAAACUUUACUGUGAGUCAUUUCAUCUGGCAUUCAGCCCUGUGAAAAGAUCCGACUGUGGGAUUUUUAAAGUACGUUCUUUUGGUUAUUAUUGAGGUCUAAAAUGUGGCUUAUGUGGGAGUUAAAUAUUUCUUCCCACUGUGCAGUUUUUCAGUUCUGUGAACCACUAUGAGGCACAGUACCAGAUGAAGUGACUCGAUAAGAGCAGAUAUUUUUGGUGGCGUCUGGUAAAUGCGUUUACAGAAGGAGGAAGCAUCAAGGAUGCACACAAACAAAACAUUACAGCUACUCAGUGUGUUACUAAUACUUUGCCAUAUUCAUGAUUGUAUAUGUAAUAUAAGAGUCAGUGGAUAUUUGACUUUGCCUUGUUGUGGUUAAAAGCUAUUAUUAUUAUUGUUAUUAACAUUACAAAAUGUAUAUCUAUUUUUUUGUAUAUCUUAUUUUCCCAAUGGUAACCUGUGAAGCUGUUCUGGCUUUGCUGCUUCCCCCUUUGACAAACUCUUUGGCCACCAUGCAUAUAAUCAAGCCAAUUACUAUUGUUAUGUGUGUCCCCGCAUGCAUACUUAGCCUUCGCCUCACAGUGGAUAUUGCCUCAUGAAAAUGAUUUUUUCUUUAAAUGUAAAUUUUUUAUUUUACGUGUUUGUUCAGACCAGCAACAUUUGUGAAUGUUACUUUUGUUUUAAACCAGGCUGGUUGGAGUUUAACUGAAAAGCAGGAGUUAGUUUAGCAAAAAAAAAAAAGACAAACCACUUACUUACAUACUUACACCCUGCGUAUUGUAAAUUUUGUCAAGCCGUGUAUCAAUAGUGUAUUAUUUGAGUACCUAAAUUGUUGUUCUGCUGUUUGGAAAUCCCUGAAAUCGAAAAUUGUUCCUUCACAAUACUCCAGAAACUUGUUAACUCGUUUACUGUUUGUUUUUUUCCUUCUUUUCCUACUAGCCUAAAAGUGAAAUACACGAUCCAACAACACGCACAUAAAAAAAUUAAUAAUAAAUGUGAGGGAAAUCUGUUUUGUUUGAAAAGAGAAUGGCCAAAUGUUGGAAUAUCAGAGUUUUAAACCACCAAAUACUCAUAUCAAUUACAGCAUAAAAAAUCCUAUAAUCAUUUCAACCCACAAGUAUUUCUGUGCAACUAGGAAUUGCAGUAAUAUUCAAGCCGACUGGUCCUGUACAUCCCUACUAGAGACGGUGGCAAUGGAUCCGAUAAUUGCUACUCAAACAGUUGUUAAGCAAUCAAAUCCAACUUUUGGCAGGAUUUGACAUCUUCCUUUAUACAUCUUUUUUCAGAAGCAAAGCUAAAUUUGUAAACAAUAAUAAAACAUUCCUCUUGCCUAGCAAAAAAGUAAAUUUCAUAAAAUUUUUGCUAUCAGCAUAUAAUAAAGAACAUUCACUAGCUAACCUUUACCUAAGUUUUAAUGUUACAGUACAAGUUAGCUAUACUUUUUUUUUCUUUACACUCACAUUUUCACAUUUAUUGGCCUGAACUACACCAUGAGACAUAGUUACUGCCAAGUGUUUGAUUGUCAGAAUGUAAGAAGUAAGAAAAUUAAAACAAAAUGAAAUACUAGCUAGUUUUAGCUAAUACUAGCUUUUCAAGCUAGCAAUAUGACGCAGUGGUUGUUAGAUGUUUUUUCAUAAGAAGCCUACAUAAUCUUAAUUUAUAACUAAACUGCUUUGAAAACUAGAAAAGGGACAGAAAUGUACAUUCACAAUCUCACUUUGACUCAGGUCUGUUAAAAUAAAGUUGUUUGUGCAUCAGCUUUGCUUCAUUUACACAGAAGUGCUCGGUUGUUGAGUUCGGACAUCAUUUUCCACAUUUAUCAAACUAAUCCUUUACCAGACAGAAUAACUGUGAGGCGUUGUAGAUGUAGGAUUGUGCUACUGUAUCCAUAGUGUGCCAGCUUACGCUCUACACCUUAGAGGCUUUCGUGGUGUUGUGCCAAGUUUGUACUUUUGUGGGUUAUGAGACAUACAAUAACGUGCGCGUGAUUGAGCGAUGGCGCUCACAUGCACUUGAGAUGCAGGAGUUGUUGUAUGUCAUAUAUUUCAAAGUUUACUGUAUCUUGCCUUGCACUUUAUCAAGAGGUUAACUUGAUUGGGGGGUAAUCACGUGUACGUGUGUGUGUGUGUACGCUAAGAUUUCACGUGUUUACAGGGUUGUUUUUUUUUAAUCGAUGAAUGAAAUCUUUAUUUAUGAAAAAUGUAUACGGACAUAAGUGUUUCGAUAAAGUGUGAUAUAUGUAACCUAUCACAAAAAAAUAUGAAUAUAUGGAGCUGUAUACACAAAUGUUUAUUACAUUCGUGGCGGUACAAUUACUCCAACAGCAGCUCGACACCAUUUGACACCAAUGUUAUUCGUGAUUGUGUCAUUCUACUAUCACAGCGAUGUCAUCUAAACAUCCUUAGCCCAAUUGGUACGCUAUCCCAAAGAAGAAGGAAAAAAAAGAAAAAAGUAAUACUAAUUUCAAACCAAAGUUAUUUAAAAUGUAAUCCAGUGUUAUUUACAAACUACUAACACAAAGAAGUUGUUCAGCUUGUGUUGAGCCUUUUUUUGGGGGGGGGUUGAAAUUUUUGUGUAUAGUUUUUGAUUUGGUUUGUGUUGUGCUGAAAAUUACUGCAAAGAUGUUGGGGAACAUAAUAUAUGGAAGCCAUUUUGGGACAAGUAAUUGCUUAUUUAUUGCUCUUUUAAUUAAAUAUCUCCUAGUUUUGUUUUUUCUUUUAUAGGGUUUGUUUUUUUUUUUAAUUUUCUGAUGUCGCAAACUGAAACUCUUCCCAAGGAGUUACGUGAAGCUGAAAAGAAAAAUGCUAGCAAAGGAACUUAAAUGAAUCCACAGAUUACAAACACUGCCAUGUUUGUGCAACAGUAUUCCAUAGAUGACAUUUGUGAACGCACCCCUGAUUCUGAGCAGCCUAUAUAUUGAGACAGUGCUGGAAGCCAGACUAGAUGUUGCACGACCUUGUACGUUGCGAGGUGUUUUAUUGUGUUAUCAUGUGCAGUUUGUAACAAAGACAAAGUCAGUGCAACCCUCUGGAGAUUAAAUGAAUUAUUGAAGUGUGAA
Molecule: messenger RNA, 7867 nt
Organism: Maylandia zebra (zebra mbuna)
Lineage: Eukaryota; Metazoa; Chordata; Actinopteri; Cichliformes; Cichlidae
Product: diacylglycerol kinase delta
Biological process (GO): phospholipase C-activating G protein-coupled receptor signaling pathway
Cellular component (GO): plasma membrane
Molecular function (GO): ATP-dependent diacylglycerol kinase activity
Source: RefSeq, a predicted model, not a curated record